AUGUGUACAAAAAAGGGGAAUUUGAAGCAUUUGACUGUGAAUGAAAAUGACAAAUGUAAGACUGGGAUUAGGGUUUUGAAUGGUUCAGAGAGAAACAAUGAGAUUUGUAACGAAGUGGAGUCAAACGGUAGAGAAAAUGGGAGUUCAAGGGUUUAUGCUUUGGCGAAAAUUGUGGAAAAGAGGGGAGAUUUUGAGUGUUUGAACGCGAAAGUGAAUCAAAAAUGUGAAAAGAGUGUUAUAGUUAUAGAGGCAUUGAAAGAUUCAAGGAAAUGUGUUGUGGGUUUGGAGGAAAGCAACGAAAUUGUUAAGGAUAUGAUAUUGAAGCCUCAAGAAAAUGGACAAUUUGGGGUUAAGAUGUUAGAGGAUUGUAUAAAAGAAGUAAAUUUAAGCACACAACUGAAUAAGUCAUGCCUAGAUAGUGUUCAUGAUAAGCCUAAUUUGGAUAAUGAUGUGAUGAUUUUGGAUAAUGUUCGGGUUUUCAAAGAAUUUAAGGGCAAAUUUUCCGUUAAAAAGCAUGAGAAUGGUGUUGAUUUGGAUUUGUGUGUUAUGCGAGUGUGUUGA
Ilex paraguariensis (yerba mate) is the source of this 561-nucleotide messenger RNA. The record is from the annotation of a GenBank genome assembly. NCBI's taxonomy places the organism in Eukaryota, Viridiplantae, Streptophyta, Magnoliopsida, Aquifoliales, Aquifoliaceae.